Molecule: messenger RNA, 2298 nt
Organism: Cryptomeria japonica (Japanese cedar)
Lineage: Eukaryota; Viridiplantae; Streptophyta; Pinopsida; Cupressales; Cupressaceae
Product: subtilisin-like serine-protease S
Exons: 11
Coding region: 1-2298 (765 amino acids)
Biological process (GO): proteolysis
Molecular function (GO): serine-type endopeptidase activity
Source: RefSeq, a predicted model, not a curated record
AUGUCGAUGUUUCAGCAGCUGGCGGCCUUAAUCUUACUUGUUUGUUCAUCUGCACUCCUGUUCUUGAACGCCAGAGUGGAGAGCACAGAAAACAAUGUAAAGAAUUAUAUCGUAUACAUGAGUGAUGGUAGAGCCCAUCAAAAUCUGCAGGCUCAAAAGUUGUAUAAUAGGGAACUUCUUGCGAAAUUGACCACAAGGAGAGUAGAUGAAGCUGUAAUUCAUCACUAUGGAAAAAGCUUUCGAGGCUUUUCUGCACUGCUGACUCAGGAGGAAGCCGCUUCUCUAGCAGAAAUGGAUGGAAUUGUUUCGGUGUUUGAAAGCAAAACAUGGCGAGUCCACACGACGCACUCUUGGGAAUUCCUAGGCGUGAAUAAGAUACAUCUCGGCAGCAACACCGAUUAUUUAUCAAACGUGCAAUCAGAUGUUAUUAUAGGGGUAAUUGACACAGGCAUUUGGCCCGAAUCAGAGAGUUUCAGUGAUGAGUGCUUGUCAAAAGUUCCAAGUCGCUUCAAGGGAACAUGCGAGACGGGAGUUGGAUUCAACGCCUCCAACUGUAACAGGAAAAUAAUUGGUGCACGUUUCUACUUCAAGGGAUUUGAGGCAGAAAAUGGACCACUGGAGUCAUUUGGUGGCAAAUUCUUUCGUUCUCCGCGGGAUGCGGAUGGACAUGGAAGUCACACUGCCUCCAUUGCAGCAGGAGCACUUGUGAAAAAUGCAAGCGUAUUUGGCAUUGGAAAAGGUACUGCUAGGGGAGGAUCUCCUGGUGCUCGGCUGGCAAUUUAUAAAGCCUGCUGGUUCAAUCUCUGUAACGAUGCCGAUUUGCUUGCUGCCUUCGACGAUGCCACGAACGAUGGAGUGGACAUCAUUUCCAUUUCAGUGGGUCCUCUUCCUCCUCAGCCAAGCUUUUUUGUUGAUAGCAUAUCAAUUGGAUCUUUCCAAGCAUUCAGAAAGGGUGUUUUUGUUUCUGCGUCUGCUGGAAACAGUGGAUUGCCAAACACCGCUACCAAUGUUGCUCCAUGGAUUUUCACAGUUGCAGCCUCCUCAAUCGACAGAAGUUUCAGCUCGGACGUGCUUCUCGGAAACAACGUAACACUUAAGGGAGAAGCUGUAAAUCCUCUCAAACAAAAUGGGUUCGCUGGCCUUGUCCCUGCAAGCAGCUGUGCAGCCCCUGGUGUUUCUCAGACAAAUGCAAGUUUUUGCCUGGAGAACACGCUGGAUCCCACAAAAGUAAAUGGAAAAGUUGUUGUGUGUACCAUUUCCAGCCCAACAAACAAUCGGACAUUAAAGAGUGUAGUUGUGAAAGACGCAGGAGGCGUGGGGAUUAUAAUUGUUGAUCCCUUUCUUAAAGACGUAGCAUUUCAAUUUGUCAUACCUGGUACUCUCGUCGGACAACAGCAAGGCGCACAACUUACAGCAUACAUAGGCUCCGAUUUGAACCCCACAGCACUCAUCCAAACGACUUUAACUGUAUUGAAUAUUACUCCGGCUCCUGAGAUGGCAGUGUUUUCUUCCAUGGGUCCCAACGUAAUUACUCCAGAUAUAAUCAAACCGGAUGUGACAGCACCAGGAGUGAGCAUAUUGGCAGCAUGGUCACCUAUAGCAAUAAGUGAAGCCGGUGGUCGAUCGAUUGAUUUCAACAUAAUAUCAGGAACAUCCAUGGCCUGCCCUCACGUAAGCGGAGUAGCUGCACUGAUUAAAGCUCAGCAUCCCACAUGGAGUCCUGCUGCAAUCAAAUCUGCUAUCAUGACAACAGCAUCUGUUAUAGAUAACACCAACAAAUCAAUAGUCAGAAGCCCUUUCGGGAGCUCAACUGGGCCAUUUGAUUAUGGAUCAGGGCACAUCAAUCCUGUUGGGGCUCUAAAUCCGGGACUAUUCUACGAUUAUAACGUUGAAGAUGUUAUCAACUUCCUGUGCAGCAAUGGACCCACGCUUGCUCAGCUGAGAAAUCUGACAGGUGAUAACACAACAUGCCUGUCAAACCCACCACCUGCAUACAAUUUCAACUACCCCUCCAUUGGAGUGGCAAAUUUGAGUGGAAAUUUAACAGUCUCCCGAACUCUCACGAGCGCUGCAACAAAAGCUUCUCUUUACACAGUGACUGUGCAACCUCCACCCGGUGUGCUUGUGCAGGUGCUUCCAAAUCAGCUUUAUUUCAAAAAGUUUGGAGAUAAGAAGUCAUUCACCGUGAAAUUCACUGUAACAGAGACAGCUUCUCAAUUUGUAUUUGGUUCGCUUACCUGGUCCAAUGCUAAAUACAACGUUUACACACCCAUUGCUGUGAAUCCUACCUCCCUUUAG